Molecule: messenger RNA, 1596 nt
Organism: Nerophis ophidion (straightnose pipefish)
Lineage: Eukaryota; Metazoa; Chordata; Actinopteri; Syngnathiformes; Syngnathidae
Gene: ch25hl1.1
Product: cholesterol 25-hydroxylase like 1, tandem duplicate 1
Exons: 1
Coding region: 310-1152 (280 amino acids)
Biological process (GO): cholesterol metabolic process; sterol biosynthetic process
Molecular function (GO): iron ion binding; steroid hydroxylase activity; C-4 methylsterol oxidase activity
Source: RefSeq, a predicted model, not a curated record
CAUGUCUUUGGAAGUGGGAGGAAGCCAGAGUACCCGGAGGGAACCCACGCAUUCACGGGGAGAACAUGCAAACUCCACACAGAAAGAUCCCGAGCCUGGAUUUGAACCCAGGACUGCAGGACCUUCGUAUUGUGAGGCAGACGCACUAACCCCUCUGCCACCGUGAAGCCCAUAUAUAUAUAUUUGUUGUAUUUUCCUGAAAACCCUUGAACGGUUAAUCCUCUUUGAGUCAAACUCCAAUACUUUAUAAGAGGGAUUUUGCUGGUGUGGAGUGUGCAGAAGUAGUCCAGCGUGCAGCUUUGCAUCAACAUGUUGAACAUCAGCGACUUGCCAACGCAUCCUCUCACCUCCACGAGAUGGGAGUGUCUCCUGCAGCCGCUCUGGGACUAUCUGCUUCUUCACCACCUGCCUCUCAUCUCGUCCCCUUUCUUCCCAGUCCUGCUUGCUUUUUGCAGCUACUUCGUCUUCAGCUUACCUUUUGCAGUGAUGGACCUGUUGGGACAAAGGGCUCCUUUUUUCCACCGGUACAAGAUCCAGCCGCAGAGGCAGCCCACACUUGGAAUGAUGGCCAGGAGCUUGCUGAUCGCUCUUUUCAACCAAAUCUUCUUUGUCCUACCAAGUGUGAUGGUCAGCAUGUUCAUCCUUCCUCCCCCAGCGAUACCUCAGGAAGCUCCCGCCCUUCACAGAGUCUUCAUAGACGGACUGGCUCUUCUUCUCCUCUUUGACACUCAGUACUUCAUCUGGCAUUUUAUGCACCACAAAAACAAGCAGCUUUAUCGAUGCAUCCACGCCAUCCACCAUGAAUACACGGCGCCUUUUUCAUGGUCCACCGAGCAGCUCAGCAUCCCAGAGCUGCUAACGGUAGCACUCUGGAGCAACCAGGAUCCCGUUUUUCUCAAGUGUCACCCUUUGACCAUGUGGUGCGUCACGGUGCUCAGUAUCUGGAUGUCAGUGGAGGAUCACAUUGGCUACGAUUUGCCGUGGAGCCUCAACCGACUGGUGCCCUUCGGCCUGCUGGGGGGCGCACCGGCUCACGACAUGCACCAUCAGAGGCCCAGCAGCAACUACGCUCCCUUUUUUAGCCACUGGGACAGAAUAUUUGGUACGGCAGUCGCGCUGAGGGACAAGAAAGACGAUAGGUCGGCUACAUAAUUAGAGACUAUGUUUUGUCAGUGUGAGCCUGUACAUCCAUGUCAAUUAUGUGGGGCGGUAUAGCUCGGUUGGUAGAGUGGCCGUGCCAGCAACUUGAGGGUUGCAGGUUCGAUUCCCGCUUCCGCCAUCCUAGUCACUGCCGUUGUGUCCUUGGGCAAGACACUUUACCCACCUGCUCCCAGUGCCACCCACACUGGUUUAAAUGUAACUUAGAUAUUGGGUUUCACUAUGUAAAGCGCUUUGAGUCAUGAGAGAAAAGCGCUAUAUAAAUAUAAUUCACUUCACUUCAAUUAAUCAUUUGUCCACAUUCAAUUUUUUUUUCAAACUAUUUUUAGGCAUUUAAAGGUGAUUCUUUGGUGGAUGCAUGGAGAAUGUUAGUUUAAUUGCCUGACUCUAUUAAACAUACUGUACAUGCGUUACUUGAUUUAAAGCCUUGUUGUGUUU